Messenger RNA from Sturnus vulgaris (Common starling), 2469 nucleotides. RefSeq names its product secretogranin III (gene SCG3). Gene Ontology annotation, biological process: protein localization to secretory granule. The record is from RefSeq and is a predicted model, not a curated record. Gene Ontology annotation, cellular component: secretory granule membrane. Lineage: Eukaryota; Metazoa; Chordata; Aves; Passeriformes; Sturnidae.
CGGCUCGGCGGGCGGCGGUGCGUGGCAGGCCCCGGCGCGGGGCUGCGCGGCCGCACCAUGUUCCUCGGGCUGGCGGUCGCGCUGCAGGUGCUGGCGCUGCUGGCCAGCCGGGGACACGGCUUCCCCAAACCCGCGGGCACAGAUAAAGCCAUACACAACCGACAAUUAAGUGUAGAAAGACCUUUGGAAGAACAGAUUGCUGAAGCUGAGGCAGACAAGAAUAGGAAAAUAACUCCCACAGAAAAUAAGCCAGAGUUCAGGAAUUAUUCCUUUGUUGAUGACCUGAACCUGCUCAAAUCAGUAGCAGAAAGAGAAAGGAAUGAGAAGGAGAGGGAGUCAAUUAGAAGCUCCUUAUAUGAACAGCAACUGGCCAUUGAUGAUGCAGACUCCACCAAGAACCGCAGGCUUGUGGAUGACUAUGACUCCACUAAAAGCGGGCUGGAUUAUAAAUUCCAAGACGAUCCAGAUGGCCUCCAUCAAUUAGAUGGCACUCCUUUGACUGCAGAAGACAUUGUUCAAAAAAUUGCUGCAAGAAUUUAUGAGGAAAAUGACAGAGGAGUGUUUGACAAGAUUGUUUCAAAACUUCUAAAUCUGGGGCUAAUCACAGAGAGUCAGGCCUAUACCCUGGAAGAUGAAGUAGCAGAGGUUUUACAACAGCUAAUUGCAAAUGAAGCAAAGGAUCGUGAGAAAGAGUCGGAGGAUUUUGAUUACCCUGCAAGCAGAGCAGACAGUGAUACAAAAGAAAAGCAACAGGAAAGAAUGACACCAAGCAAAUCUGAUCAGGAUAGUUUCAUUAAUGGAGAAGUUGAUGAUACACUGGAUAACACAUGGUCAUCAUCUAAUGUGUUGGAAAGAAGAAAUGAGCUGCCUUCUGAAGAUAAUUUUGAAGACCUCCAAUAUUUUCCAAAUUUUUAUGCAUUAUUAAAAAGUCUUAACUCAGAGACAGAGACAAAAGAGAAAGAGACCUUGAUAACUAUCAUGAAAACCCUAAUUGAUUUUGUGAAGAUGAUGGUUAAAUAUGGAACAAUCACACCAGAAGAAGGAGUUUCCUAUCUUGAAAACUUAGAUACAAUGAUAGCUGAGCAGACAAAGAAGAAGCUUGAGAACCCUUCCACUAAAACCAGGACAAAACUAACAGCAGACAAGAGUAGUGAAGAAGCAGACAGUACGAAGGAAGAAGCAGCUAAAAUGGAAAAGGAAUAUGAGGUUUCAAAGGAUUCUACAAAAAAUGAAGGACAAAAUGCAGCAGGAAACAGUGAAGAAUCUGGAGGGAAAUCUGAGGCAUAUUUGGAAGCAAUCAGGAAGAACAUAGAAUGGCUGAAAAAACACAAUAAACAAGAUUAUGAUCUUUCAAAGCUGAGAGAUUUCAUUGAUCAGCAAGCUGAUGCUUAUGUGGACAAGGGCAUCCUGGACAAGGAAGAGGCUGAUGUCAUUAAACGCAUCUAUGGCAGCCUGUAAAAAGCUAGUGGCUGCCAAACCUGUAGAAGUCUAGUCUAGUUUCCCCCAGUCCUGGCUCAAUGACUUCUGAUCUGUUAAUUUGAGGAUAUCAUUAGAAAUGCUCUGUUUACAUUGUACUGACAACUCUAGACAGAAAUGAAGAGCUGUAGUGCUCCAUUCACUUUCUGCAUACUGUAUUUUCCUACAUUCACAAAUCAACCCUAAACACCAAAUUCUGACACUGAAUUUCUAUUUGAUAAGGUAACUAUUUCUGUAAUGCUUUCUUUGAUUUAUUGUUUGUGUUUGGUUAAUUUUGUAGCAAAACCAAUCAUUUCUGAUGGAAAUUUUCUUUUUAUGCUAUAUUUUUUUGCUUUCAUUCAACAAGCUUUCUAUAGAUGCAACUAUGUAAAGGGCAUUAUUAGAAAAUAGUUCAUAGUUCUCAAAAUAAAAUAUUGAAAAUAACUUACCCAUUAAAGUUUUCAUUAAUCUUAAUAUUAUUUUCUAUUCAUUAAUUUUGGUUUUAAAUACUAACACCUUUUUUUAAAUCCUUUUUUAUUUCUUUAUGCAAUAUUCUGUAACUUGGACUGUUGUGUCCUUAGCUAACUGAUAAAUCUUUGACAUUACAAUCGCCUUCCAUAUUACAGAGCUGUAUUCUCUUCUUCAGCAUGUGUGAACAUUCUCUUUGCACCAUUUGAUGAUUGUGCAUGCAUAAUUAUUUGAAUUCCUGAUGUGAAUAUCCUGAUAACAAGUGUAAAUAGCAAUUGCUUUCUCUAAAGAAAAAAAAGAAAGUUAUUCAAGUCAUUAUGGAAAGGGAAGUUUACAGCUAGAGAUGUUUUUAGGAACAUGGGCCCUGCUUUUCAGAAAGACUUAAAGAAUCUAUUUCAUCUCAGUAUCUCUGAAUAUCAAGCCUGUAGUCUGAUUACUGACCCCUGUUCUGUGCUGAGCAGUAUUAUCUUUGGAGAACUUUUUUUUUUUUGGCCUAUAUAUGCUAGCAUUAGCUGAGAAUUUGGUACUUCCCAAAGAAUAAAAAAA